This is a messenger RNA of Onychostoma macrolepis, 8687 nucleotides long. It is a transcript of the gene shc2, whose product is annotated as SHC (Src homology 2 domain containing) transforming protein 2. Gene Ontology annotation, molecular function: receptor tyrosine kinase binding. The record is from RefSeq and is a predicted model, not a curated record. Gene Ontology annotation, biological process: intracellular signal transduction; cell surface receptor protein tyrosine kinase signaling pathway. Lineage: Eukaryota; Metazoa; Chordata; Actinopteri; Cypriniformes; Cyprinidae. The transcript is spliced from 13 exons. Bases 3418 to 5451 code for a protein of 677 amino acids. Gene Ontology annotation, cellular component: plasma membrane.
CACCAACUAUUAGCAUAAUCAUUUUCAUGUUUGAAAGCACUUAAAUUUAUACAGUGUUUAAGCAUUUUGCAACUUCUCAAAUAUUGACAUUUGUGUGCAUUUGACCAGAAAACCAGCAACGUGAUUGGGCAUGUCAUUGUAGGAGGUGUGUGUAUGUGAUGGUGUGUGUGUUCCUGGAGUGGUUCGAGUGGUUUCUCUCACUCUUUGAGCUCAAACUUCACAUCUCUCGACUCUUAUGUGCUUUUACCCUUCCUCUACAUACAAGUAAAUAGGUUUGCAUGUUUUUUUGUGGCUUGAUGUAGGGCUGGCAUUGUAACCUGCAGCAGACAGCACUAGAUUUGGUGAGUUACGAUUGGCUUUGCUCUUUCUCUAUCUAUUUUUUAAAUCUUUAAUCCCCACAUGUCUAUAUUUAGUAUAAGCUUUAUUAGUUAUUUUUACAUUGCUAGAAAUACUUUAUAUGAGAAUGUCGUAUAUGUGUGACGUAGAAAAUGUUGUGGUAUUUUUUAGGAAAGCUAAUAUUAAUAUAACGUCUUCACCCACGUUGACCACAAUUUGAUGUUUAAUGUCAUGAUAAUAUGCUACAGCAGAUAAUGAACUCGCUGUAAAUGUCACCUGGGUGCUAUUGAUCUAUUUAUGUGACUGUUAAACAGGCCUGUUUGAGUAGGAAUUUUUUUUUAUCAGAUUAAAAAUAGUAUUUUGUUUUCCACUUUGACACAAAAUAAUGUAGUAAACGCACAGAUUUAUAUAUAUAUAUAUAUAAAAUAUGUGUGUGUGUGUAUUUCCAGUUUAUUUAUUAAUCAACACAAACAAACGUUAUAAUAACUAGAAACGUUUGAUUUUAUAUUUUGUUAAAAUAUGCAGUUAGCUUAAUGAUAAUGCUGUAAUCAAUUAAACUAUUUGUCUCAAAGUAAAAAAACCCCAUCUAAUUUAAAUAAAAAAAAAAAAAAAACAAUCAAUAAAAUGUGUUUAGUACCAUAUUAACGUGCAAUUGCGCUCGUAAGUUUACAAACCCCACUUUUUUCAUGCAUUUACCCUCUUAUUUAAAAGAAGGCUUAAUUUAGAUUGGCGUAUUUAUUAACUUUUUUUCAUUUUUUUUAAAGGCAAAAUAAUUAAAAAAAAAUUUAUAUAAAAUUUUAUUUUAUUUAUUUUUUGGUCAAUUUCAGUGCUCUGAAUGCUUAAGGCGGCAAUGUACGAUUCGAGCGUAUGCAAAUUUUUCAACAAAAUAUGUAUAAAUUAAGUUGUUAUUUUCUAUGGUGGAAUAUAUGUAACUGUCUUUUAUGUCAGAUUGAUUCUUUGCGGUUAUAAAAUGGUUUUUAUGAUCCUACUUAUUUAAAAACAUAUACAUAUACAUCUUGCAGUUUGAAAUCUCACUGUAUGCCUUGAUGAACCUCAUGUUGAGGAUCCCAUCUGCAUAGUGGAUUUUAGAGAAGUGUGACAAUUCACGUUUAACUCUGUUAAUCUACUUAAUCUAAGAUCUGAGAUUAGAUUAGAUUAGAUUGGAUUAGAUUAGACAGUGCAUUCUAUGAAAAAUUGUGAAAUUUGAAGAAAGGGUCAGAGUGCUCCAGAACUGAACAUUUAUGGCUCCCGGAGGAGAACUGGACAGUAAAUGAGUGAAGUAAUCUUGUUUUCUCUUUUUCCUGAUUCUAUUCACUUUUAUGUUCUCCUCUGUGGCUUUGUUCGUAACAAAGAUAUUGAUCCAGACCGUGACCCUGCACAUGCACUCUCACUAAUUACAAAUGGUCACGGUGACCCCAUUCUUGAAGCUAAAAUUACCCCAGCUAGGCGUGCAGUGUAUGUAACAAAUGGAAAAACAACAAAAUCUUUGUCUCUGCACAACACCUCUGAGAGGUCACCCAAGAGCUGUUGAAUUAGGAAAAUGUAACACUUGAAAAAAGGCACUUGUGAGUCAUGAAGCAAGUGUGAGGCUUUGUCAACACCACAAAACUGAGGUUUCCCCCAAAAUAGUCUGUACACAUAGGCAACGGUAACGGAAUAUAGAGUAUUUUAGUGCUUCCUGUUUACUUGGCCUUGUGGAGUCUUUGCAUUUACUUUUUGGGCAGUUGUGAAGAAAGUGACGUCAGGGCAAAAGGAAGAGAAUAUUUGUCAAACGGGCACAGCGUCUUGCGCAAGUCCUGUAAAUUUGACAACUCGGAUGUUUUCUUGACUUCGACAGCGACAGAGAGACCAGAGAGACUCUCAGCAAUUGUUUUAUAAUCCAUACUCCAGCAAUAUGAAGAACUCUGUGUGAAUGAAGAAGCCAGUAAUGCUGUUGUGAGGUAUUUAAAAAGUUCAUUUAUUCUAUGUUAACUGAUGUAAAUGAUGCUUUGACAUCUUGAGUACUCAUAAAUGUACACUGUGUAUCAAGCUACUGUAACAUGAAAGGCAACAAAUAACUAAAGCUAUAAGCUCAUUUCAUGUUUUUAAAAAGAUAGUUCACCCAGAAAACUCACUCUCAUAUCCUUCUUUCUUCUGUGGAAGACAAAAGAAGAUAUUUCGAAGAAUGUUAGGGCACAACGUUGGACCCUAUUAACUUUCAAUAUAUGAAAAAAAAACAACUAAGACUUUUAAUUUUUGGGUGAACUAUCCCUUCAAGCGCUUUCCAAAAACAACUUGUGUACCUGUAAAACAUCUAUAAUGUAACAAGUUAUUAGCGGUAGCUAGAUAUUGUUGCCAGACAAUGUAGCUAAAACAUUCACCAGCAGGAAAUUUCAGAGCUAUGCUGUCAAGCCAAACCUUCAUUCAAUGGCACAAACAGUGAAAUGUGAAAUUCAUGCACUACUAGCCUCAACGAACACAACUAGUAAUCUUAUUUAUAUUUUAGACCCACACCAAUAUUUUAAUGUCGGAAUGCUAAAAAAAAUAGUAAUGUUUUAAUGGCGCCACAUUGUUUACACCUUUCAGAGGAGUCAACCUGCUGGGAUAGCAGAAAGUAUGGUAGCAUUCAAACCAUAACAUGCAUCGCCUUUAGCUACUAAAGCUAGCUGUAGGACUGAAUGGCGUUGUAUGUAUCAGAUUGUGUGUAGGUUAAUAAGUGCAAGAUGCUGUAAGGAGGUACUCAGGCAGAUGUGCAUUAGCUAAUGUUGCCUGAACGCAGCUGGGCUGGGCAAAGCUCAUAGACGGACCAUAACACUAUGACAUCAUCAAGAGAGUGGGGGGAAGCUGGGCUGAGAGAGAGAGAGAGAGGGAAUGAAGAAGAGAAGGAGGGAUUAAGCAAGCCACAGUAAGGGACAGAGCAACUGUCAGAAAGCAGAGAGAGACAGAGAGGACGCAGGGCUAGACUCAGUCCGCAUAGAACCUUGCGGAUUUCUCCGUUGCUUCCACUGCAUCUUUCCUUUUCCCUUUCCCUAGCCAUCCCCCCUUCCCCUCCCUCCCCCCCACCCCCCACUGUCCUCUCCACUCUGGACCGCUCCUCCGGGCAUGCUACUUAAGCCAAAGUAUGGCCGCUUCCGGAACGACUCUGUGACCUCCUCCGACGACCUGAUGCAGAGCCUAGCCAUGAGCGGGAAGGUGGUGGCCACGCCGGUGGCCUCCUCGUCCACGCCUGGCUUGGAGCUGCCGCCCCUGGAGACUGCUGCCCUUCCUCCGCCUUCAGCCCAGGUGCUGGCUGACUCGCCCGGGCUGGACGGCGAGCAGGACGGCACCACCACCUUCUGCAUGCUCAUUCCUAAGAUGCCCCAGUGGAAGUUCUCCAAUUCGUUGCUCAGCCGUAGCCCAUCCAAUAGUAGCUCCAGCUCCAAUUCCAGCAAGGAUUCCGGCAGGGCGCCUCCGACCGAUAGUUCCCCUGCUGGGGGGGCGGCUGCCGCCAGUGGUCCUGUGGCUAGUCUUGCAGCUGUGUUCAACUCCUGUGACCCUGUUUGUGUGGGCCCAUGUUCCCUACAGGCCGCCAGGAGGCAGAGGGCCAGUCCGAGAGAGUCCAGCGCAGGGGCCGCCGAGGGGAGUCCAGGGGGAUCUGGGAGCGUCAGGACCGGGAUGCACCGGAGGACCAGGGUGGAGGGAAUGUGGCUGGGAGAUAACUUCACCCAGAAGGGCAGCUUCAUCAACAAGCCCUCGCAGGGGUGGUUGCACCCAGACAAAAAGAUCAGCAGCACGGGAGCUUCGUACAUCGUCAGGUACAUGGGCUGCAUUGAGGUUCUGAAAUCAAUGAGAUCUUUGGACUUCAGCACUAGGACACAGGUCACAAGGGAGGCCAUCAACAGGUUGUGUGAAGUUGUACCUGGAGGAAAAGCUGCCUGGAAGAAGAAAACCACCAAUAAAACCCUCCAAUCUAUCAUGGGGAAGAGUAACCUACGUUUUGCUGGAAUGAGCAUCGGCGUCAACAUCUCCAUUGACGGCUUGAGUCUCCUCGUCCCCACCACACGACAGGUGAUUGCCCAUCACCCCAUGCAGUCCAUAUCUUUCGCCUCUGGUGGAGACUCGGAUACACCCGAUUACGUCGCUUAUGUGGCCAAAGACCCUGUCAAUCAAAGAGCAUGUCACAUCCUGGAGUGCUGUGACGGUCUCGCUCAGAAUGUGAUCAGCACCAUCGGCCAGGCCUUCGAACUGCAGUUCAAACAGUACCUACACAGCCCGCCCAAAGCCAUUCCCACCAUGGACAGGACCAUACGAACAGAAGAGUCGGCGUGGGGUGAUGACGAGGAAUCAUCUGAGCAUGAUUACUACAACAGCAUCCCAGGAAAGGAGCCUCCUGUGGGGGGAGUGGUGGACUCUAGGCUCAGGCCUCCUGCGGGCCUACUGGGUCACAUCCAUACGCAACCACAGAGCAAAACCGCUCAGAUGGGGUCACCGGCCAAAAGAGAUGCAGGCAGCCUCCUUGCCGCCCACUUAUGUUAUGAAGUGCACUGGGAUAUGGAGAACAGCAGCUCAACUUUGACCUCCGAUGGUUACCUCCGAGCAGACGGUCAUCCUACAGGUAGCCGCGAUUACGAGGAACACCUUUAUGUAAACACCCAGAAUCUGGACAACAUGGAGGCCUCAAUGGAUGCCCGAGGAGGACGCAGAUCCGAGAGUCCAAAGAAAGACAUUUUUGAUAUGAGGCCAUUUGAGGACGCCCUGCGUCUACAUGAGGCUGGAGGAGUUUGUGUAUUGGAGGACAAGUGGCCGAGUCCCCCACGGCGCCGGGCCCCCGUCGCCCCCACAGAGGACCAGCUGCGGCGGGAGAUGUGGUACCACGGCCGCAUGAGCCGCAGGGACGCAGAGAAUCUGCUGGGUCGAGAUGGAGAUUUCCUGGUGCGGGACAGCGCCACUAACCCGGGCCAGUAUGUGCUGACUGGGAUGCAGUGCGGGCUUCCCAAACAUCUGCUGUUGGUGGAUCCUGAAGGAGUGGUUCGGACUAAAGACAUGCUUUUUGAGAGCAUCAGCCACCUGAUUAACUACCACCUGACAAACAAGCUGCCGAUUGUUGCAGCAGAGAGCGAGUUACACCUCCAGCAGGUGGUCUACAGAAAGAACUGACUUCCAGUUGAAGCCCAUGUAGAGUACAUGGGUGCAAGGCCGUCCCCUGUGCCGCCAACCUAGAGGCCACGCACUAUUGCCUUAAACAAACUCUUGAGCUUCCACUGGGACUUGUGGGAUAUCGCUGUUCCUUAGGCACUGACCACAAACAGCUUUCAGCAUGUCUUGCUCAAUCCACCCCUUCUUCAACAGAGAAGACCCCAACUGAGAGUUUGGCUUUGGGAAAUAAAGUGCUUGUGAACACUUUUUCCCAGCAGACUGUUCUUGACAUUGCCUGUCAGAAAUGUGAACUUAUGUGAAACACAUGAGACAAACCAUCUUAUUCCCUUCAUUUACAUCCAUACGAGCGCUCGUCGUCAGUGAGCUGUUGUUUCUAAAUGUGAUGUAUUCAGUAACCGUGGCUCUGGUCUUCUCUGAUGGUCACCUCUGAGACUCUGGACAUCAUUGUGUUGUGCUUACCAACGGUUUGCUCUCAGGAUGCAGUAUUUGUUAAGGACGUUAUAUAAAGCUCAGUCACUCUAAUGCAGUCCUAUCAAAUGCACAUGUUUAAUUUAUGAACUCAGGACCAAACGUUUGGGUCAUGCUAAUGUGAUAUUGCCCUUUUUUAAACCUUAGUGAUUCAGAUAUGCAUUAUACUUCACAAAUAUUCAGUUUCUCUUUUGUGUUUAGUCACAAACAAAUACCCACAGUGUGUUUUGUUUAAAGGUGCAUUCAGUAGUUUGGUGCCAAUUUAAAAAAAAAACAUGUUCACAUUAGCAAAACAUAAGCAGCCAAAAAAGGUUUGUGAUCCAUUAUCAAUAGUGUAGCGAUGCAUGAAGCACUGCUUAAUCAGAGGUCAGUUCCAAACUAAGCAACUUUGUAUUGGCAAAUGUGGUGAAUUUGCAACAAUACAAACUUGAAUCUGAUGCGAAAUCCACAUGGGGAAAUGUUUCUACUCAGGGUGCCGUCACAUUUGCCAAGGUUGAGCGAGUUUUCAUCAUUUCAAUAGUAAUCUAUUCACUUGAUCAACUACCAGCUGACAAACAAGCUGCUGAUUUACAUAACUUUAAUACGAUGCGAAAUUUGGGAAAUGUUUCACCUCAAAGUGCAAGACAUUUACAAAAGUUCAGCAAAUUUUAGUGUAAUGUGUAAUGGUGUGUGCACACCAAAAGCAAAACAAAUAUUCGCAUUGCGUUACUCCCUCUAGAUUACGCGCAGGAUGUUUUACGUAUCACUUGUGUGAGUAAAAUCAUUGCAUAAUGCUCUUUCUGAUACAACCGGAUGUGUCAAACUGGACUGUCAAUAAGCUCUUCACUGAUUGGCUUGCGCGACAACGCAAAUUUUCCGUUUCAGUUGAAAUUUUUCAACUUGCGCAUAAAAUGUUAUUGAAGCGUAUAUUGCAAGUUUUGUGGCAAUCGUGUCGCGCAUGCAAAUUUGCGUUUAUUGGUGUCUUUGCAUUGACUUUGUAUGUAAUCUACUCGUGCGAAUAAUUAAGUUCGCUUUUGGUGUGCACACACCAGCAACUUGAAUAGUGCUCUCCUCCAUUUUCUGAUACAACCGACAAAGCGUCAUGCGAAUUUCCCGCUUGAGUUGAAAAUUUACAUUUUUCAACUUGCGCAGAAGACACGACUGAGACAAAUAUCGCUUUCGCCGCAUUCACUUCGCCCUGCGCAAAUUUGCAUCUAUUCACUAUUGACAAUACUCAAUUUUUCCCAGAAAAUUUUGAUGCUAAUUCGCUAAUGCAUCCCUUGCUAACUUUCUUGCGUCCCUCACACAAAAAUCUAGAUUUCGCUGUACAAUAUGAAUGCACCCUAAAAAGUAAAUCCUCACAAUCCUGUCGUUAGUAGCGAAGUGUAGUCUGGUGAUGUGAAAAACGAAAAUUAGACGAUGAAACUUAUUGUGCUUUACCAGUGAAGAUAACAGGAGAAUCCGUCCCUGUACGACCGAAGAAAAAACAAGCGCAAACAUCGCUAUGGCAUACACAAGUUGGAAAGAUUUGAUAACGAGAAAAAGCGUUCAACACCAUGUGGCUUUGGUACUUAAAAGUACGCAAAAACAGCAAUGCUAAUGGUCGCUAACUACUGAAUGCACCUUUAAAGUUCUCAUAUUUUGCUCUUCAUCUGGGCAUAAAAGUAACCACAAACUUUUUUUUAUUAUACAUUUCAGUAAAUAGUUUAUAAUGUCAAACCAUCUUAUUUCAACCUAAAAGCUGCUUUCUGGAGAAUUGUCAUCAACUGAAACCUGCCUCUAUAAAUGUUCAAAUAUUCUGGUUGUAUAAAGAGAAGAGUCUGGCUCACUACAGUGUAUAAAUAACCACAUUUUCUUUGUCUUCCCCACUAUCCAAAAAAAAGAUUCCAGUGCCUUAAAAGUUUUAUUUUUUACUUCAAAAAUCCUUCCACUUACUUAGGAUUUCUACAUCCUAGUUUCUGUUAUUACGCUCUUUUGUACAGUAUGCAAGCAGCUGAAUUUGGGAUAGCAUAGCAUACUACUUUUACUAUUUCAGCAAUAUUAGAAUAUGGCAGAAAUAGAAAGAAUAGCCCGGGUUUAUCUAGUUAGCAUUUUUCAGUUAGAAUCAGAUAGUAGAUGCUGUAGCUACACCAUUUGGUUCCAAAAAGCAUCUUUAUCCACUGACAACCAUUUAAAAGUAUCCAUGAGUUUUUGCAAAUAACAUAUAAAUCACAAAUAUUUCAAAACUUACUCGCAUACUUACAGGGCUCUUGCUCCAGCCUAGCAACUGACAUUGAGAUAAAUGUGAAUGCUAGCUGCUAACUUUCUCCAGGUAUUCUAGGCGUCAUUGCCACUACCGAAAACCACUUUUCUUUCUCAGGAUGUUGUUUCUCUAUGCUCUGUUACUCUGAUCUAAAAGCAUUCUCAAUAAAACUGAACAGGAAGGGAAAAGUAAAAGGAAAUGUUUGGUUUAUUUUUAAAGAAACAGUACUCCCAAAUGCAAAUGUUGCCAUCAUUGUCCAUACGACUUGCAAUGUUAGUCAAGAGUCAUAUGGAUUACUUUUAUGAUGUUUUGUUAUUUUUGAGAGCUUAACAUUGUACACUACCAUUCAAAUGUUUGUGGUCAGGUUUGAUAUGUUUGAAAUAAGCCUCUUAUGCUCCCCAAGGAUGCAUUUAUUUGAUCAAAAAUCAUGUUGAUUUGCUGCUCAAGAAAUAUUUUUUACUAUUAUCAAUGAUGAAAACAGUUGUGCUAUCUAAUAUUUUUGUGGAAACUGUGAUGCUUCUUUCAGGAUCCUUUGAUAAAUAGAAAA